Ectocarpus sp. CCAP 1310/34 is the source of this 5150-nucleotide messenger RNA. The record is from the annotation of a GenBank genome assembly. Lineage: Eukaryota; Phaeophyceae; Ectocarpales; Ectocarpaceae.
UUAUUGUGCGACGAACCGAGAAGAUGAUGGCCGCUGACGAACAAGGAGUGCAAGGGAACGCAGCGGGCGAGAGAAAACAACGAGUCGGCGUAUUCGUCGAUGUCGAGAACGUCCUGGGAUGGCUCAAGCGAGGCGGCUGCACAGAGCUGCUCGCGAAGGCCGGCGAGCUCGGGGUGGUGGGCAUCCGGCGCGCCUUUGGCGACUUCUCGAACGCGACCGUGGCCUCGAGGCAGGACGAGCUGCAAAGGCACGGGUUCGACCUCGUGCACACGGUGCACCCGGCCAAAGGGAAGAGCAACUCGGCGGACAUCAGCAUGACGAUAGACGUGAUGGAGAGCUGCAGGGGCCCGGACAUUCAGUGGGUCGUGCUCGCCACCGGAGACUCCGACUUCGGCCCGGUGUUCCGCCGCCUGCGAGAGCUCGGGAAGGGUGUUAUCGGCGUCGGACCCUCCUCCGUCCUGAGCUCGUCGGUCGCGCUCUCGUGCCACGAGUUCAUCUUCACCGACGACAGCAACAGCAGCAGGAGCGGCAGCGCCAACAAGGGGAGGAGGAAGGGCGGGAAAGGGGACCGCUCGACCAACACGGGGGCGACGGCGACCUGGGCGGACAUGGGAGGCAGAGGGGGGGGCACGUACCGCGCGGCGGCGCGCGUGACGACGCCGCCCCAGUUGCUGUGCGCCCGAGGGGGGUUCAGGUUCAAGCCGCAGCCCGUCAUGGGCGAAGGAAGUGGGGGCGGCCGGGCCGCGGCGGCGGCGGCGGCGGUUUCGGCGGGCGGUGAAAGAGCUGCGUCCUACGGGGACCAGGGGGUCCCGACGUCGCCGUUGCUGAUCGACGGCCCUGCCCCUACCGCGGCGCCAGCGUCGGCGACGAACUCGUUCGGGGCAGGUAAGGGGCCCGUGAUAGAUUGGACGGCUCUGCCUUCUACGCCGCCACCGCAAAAGCCUUCUCCGCAGGUGGAUUUGCCGACGGCCUUUGCCAGGGUGGCUGUGGAAGACGAAACCCCCGCUCCGGCCCCAGCCGUGACAGAGCCGUUGUUGUCCCCGGGGCAGCUGCUUGUUCCCGAGAUGGUGACUGCGGCGGCGGCGGCGGCGGCUUCCUCGCCGACUGUCUCACCCCCCCCUCCGAGGUUGAGGGGGCCACAUGCAGAUGUUGGUGCGACGAGCACCGGUACGGCAUUUCGCGAACGGUGCCCCCCACCGCGGAUAGCCGGAGGCGGUUUCGACGGCAGCGGAGGUGCUGCCGGGAUCGGUGGGGGGGCGGCGGCGGCGGCAUACGGCGGGCACGCGCACUCGGCGCAGAACGCCCAUUUUGACAGCAGAAGUGGCAGCGGCAAUGGCGGUGUCAGCGUACACGGGUCGCGUGCUGGAGCGUCAACGCCGCCGCCGCCGCCGCCGCCGUCUCUCCCGCCAGCGUCCGGCGGACUGGGAGCGCUGUCGGUGAUCCGCCCCUCAGAAAAGCUCUACAGGCACCUACUUAGCGUGGAGUAUUCUCCCUCGGCAGCAGCAGACCGCACCGGUGACACCGCCGGGAGCCUCGCGAGCGACUGGGGGAGCGGCCUCUCCGAAGUCACGGUAGCCAAAGGGUUGGUCUCCCUCGCCGAAGCGUGCGGUGGCCAGGGCGGCGGUGAAAACUCCCGCGCGGUGGCGGCGGCGGCGGCGGUCCUCGGCGGUGAUGGCGGCGGCGGGGAGGCGGGUGUGGCCCUCGACCGCGAGGAGGCGUUUCGGGUGGCCAACCUGCUGCAGCGUUGCGGGUUUCUGUCGUGGGUGGCGAAGGAGCAGCAAUGGCUGGUGACCGUGCCGGCGGACGUGGAGGUGCUGCGAAGGAGGAGGGAUGAGACCAUGAUGGAGGAGCUGCUCACCAGGUGCCAGGAGGCGGGGGUUCCUUUCGAGCCCACCCUGGCGGCCAACUUGCUUUGGUCCAAGGCGCGGCGGUAGCCACGAAUAGGCUCUGCUGCUUCAUGGGUGAUUCGGAAUACCACGUGUGCCAGGGGAAGGGGGGGAUAUAGCUGUUAUUGGAGUGGUGGGAUUGAAACGCCUGCUUUGCUGCUUUGAAGUUGGCAGACGAGGCGGGGGGAGCUUAUGGAGCCACACGUGGGGAGCGCAAUGCUGCAGGAUAGAGAUGCAUCGAGAAUGUAUAGGCUUGAAUCUGAUAGAUUUGGUGUGUCGAUGCUUGCGGAAGGGGUUGAGACUUGAGAGAGCUCUGUUCCCGCAGGUGGUUGUACCGCCGUGGGUUUGUUUUUCGCGGAGCAUCGUUUUCUAGUUGUCGUUUCGUACGGGGGUGCUGCAAGAACCAGUGGCACAAUCCCCAACGUUGUAUCAGUGCUGUGGGCAGGGAUGUCUGCUAAGGUUGGACCUGCGGUGACGCUGUGAUUAUCUUGGUUUAUUUGUGUUGUGUCGGCGGAUAAAUCCAGCUGGUUAGGCGUGGCUUGGCGUUGAUGUCCUUUGUUACAUAGCGGUUACUGCUGUCGUUGCUGCUGUGGCCUGGUUGCAUGGGGCAAGGUUGUGUGUGUGUGAGCAAGGCGAGGAAAUCGUCGAGUGCUUUCCUCCCAAGAUUCGUGCAACCGACGGUGAAAAGUCCUUAGUGUGUAGCUUUUCGGCGGCGGUGGCGGCGUGCGUGCUCGGAUUGUAUGAUGCUAGUUUGUUUUAACUGUGCAAUGUCCAAUGUUGACAUAUAAUUAUUUUUUUCUCCCAUCAUUGGACUCUGUCGCCUGCCUCUCUGGCCCCUAUCCUCCACUUUUACUAGCUAGACGACCCAAACGGGGUCAUGUGUGUGACUGAAGUGCGGUCGUUGGGUUUUUUCCAUCAAGGAAAUUCGAUUAUCAGCAUCCGUUACUUUCCAGCCUAAAGGUUUGCAAAUUCCUGCAUCUUACUGGUGUCGAGGUAGGGCUAUCAUUUGCUCGUCACUGCUACGUAAGCCGGGAGAUAUAUCUCGCCUGCUUUUUGGCACACGUCCUCCUCAUUCUGAGCGUGUACGGUACUGCUGUUCCAGUUACGCGUGUAUUCGGCCAUUUCACGGAUGUUCGUUGUGAUGAUCCGCAAAAAAUUCGUCGUGUUUCUUCUAUUAGAUCCUUGGUCCUCACACAUGUAUGUACUUGAACGCUUAGAUUUUGGAUCUUCGACUGAGGCGUUAAGUCUGAGGUUGUAGACUGUUAUCCAGCGCAGCGCGGCGAUGGUUGCACUUGGUACAAUCGUCUUUUUCUGUAAGUAUAGGACAGGAUUUUGGCAUCCGUAAGCGUAUGGUAGGGCUUAGCAUUCGUAAAUAUUUGGCAAGACUUGGCGAUCGCCUGGACGGUGUCAGAAACGCACGCAGCAGCAAGGCUGGUGAGUUGAACGAUGUGGCUUGGAGGGGGGGGGUCUGAGCAAAACGCGGCUAAGAUUUGCGGAGUUAUGGGGUGUGAGGCCGAUUUUUCUGUAGUUUGGGCCGCAUGGCGACAGGCUAUGCUGAAGGGCCUCUCCACCCUUUGGACGUGCGCGGCGUGAUAGGAGUACGAGACUAUCAGGUGUUGCCGGUGGGAUAGGAGAGAGUUCCAAAUUGUCAGGAUACAGUGCGUGUAUGCAUGGAAAAAAUGGUCUGUUGGUACGUUUUGUCGUAACUAGCGGGAAGCAACAACCAUUUUGGCCUGUUUCGGCUGGACGCACAAGUCCUCAUUGGUCUUGAAAAGGGGGUCGUCUCUCGUGCAUCAGAGGGGUGUAGUUCUAGCCUGGGGGAUCUCCUGGAGUGCUAAUUCUAGGCCUGUCUAUCGUCUCCUGCCGCUGUAGUGGUGGACACAAGCUGGUGGGAAAGCUGGAAGCAUCUGCGACGUGUCCCAGGGAACACCGCGACUCUAGGUAGCGCCGCGGAGGGAAUCGAUCGUAAUAGUGUUGCCAUGCUGCUAGAUAAUAGUCCUUGCAGAGAAAUCUCAUGCCUACAUCGAUAGUAAAGUGUGCCGCUGCUAGAAACAAUUACUCCCUUUUGGACGGAGCUUUUGGAAAAGGUGGACCUGUUUUUGGCCCCCCGUACAACUUUCCCGUGCAAACGGAUCUACCCUGAAAUAGUUGUUGCUUCGGCUACAUAUGUCGACUUUAAUUGAAAUCGGAACGGUGUCGGAUGUGCUAUUAGAGUAGUUUGUCGUGGACAUGGGCGGGAGGGGAACGUCGUUCUACACUGAAGGUUGGCGUUUGCUUCGAUCACGAGAGUUGAGACGACGACGCGUAGAGCAGGCCGGAUGGAAAUGGGGGAGGGGUGGAUUUGCUGAGGAGACUCAACAGGCUCGGGGUGCGCCAUAAUAGCUCCUGCGAAGACUCGUGUGACAAGAGCAUGUGUGUUGAGUGGUGAUUGAUGUACGUCCUCUAACACUUCACCAACUUGCGGUGUGGUGCUGUGCGGCUUUUUCUCUGCGCGUGGAAAGCCGCAACGGGGUGAAGCACGUAGGCCAGAUGACGUGGGUGUGCACGUAAGCAUAUGGGGAAAUUAUUUUUCGGACGUGAUUAUCUGGAGGCAAACUGAGCCGUUGUAGUUGAUUAUUGUGAGAGUUCGUGAGGGCUAUGGUUGGGAGCAUUUGAAAGUUCUUUUUGUGAUCGAAGUCGGGGGGAGCGGAGAGCAGCCAUGUCGUGGGGGCGGGGGGCGAGCGAGUUGCUGGAGGGAGUGGGGGAUCCUGUUUUUGCUCCAACCGCGACCGUGGUGUAGAGAAAGAGGGGUACCGCAUCGUUGCCCUAAACGGCGUCUAGGUAUGUCAAGUAGGCAACGGUGCUGUGCGUACCCGAAAAGAAGAGAGUGAUUGUUUAUCGCUUGCCUUGGUAUGCAUAUGUGUGUGUACCUGUGCGCAACUUGCGGGGCCUCCAGAGAGCGCUGGUGUGUCAUGUUGGCUUUGUUUGACCCACCCUGGAGGUUGCUGAGUACUAGUAGGCUAGUCUCGGCAAGACGAUGUGGUAUGUGCUGUACAGAUGCAAGAGCAAGAACAAAUGAAUCCAGAGCCGAGUACCGUGCGUGGAGUUUCAGUCGCGGUGGCCGACGACACCGCCGCCCACGUCAUGUAGAAACCCAACGGUCGAGCUCGAUAAGUUCGUGGAGAUGGCUGAGUGUAGAGGGAGUGUGUCGUUGUCUCGAGGCAUCCGCGCCAGUUGGAACCGGUGUGGGCAUAUCAGAAGGCCGGGAUGGCUUGUUUAUGAAGC